Lathyrus sativus (Indian pea) is the source of this 711-nucleotide messenger RNA. NCBI's taxonomy places the organism in Eukaryota, Viridiplantae, Streptophyta, Magnoliopsida, Fabales, Fabaceae. The record is from the annotation of a GenBank genome assembly.
AUGGGUCGGCGUUACAGCAAGAUGCAGUUUGACAAGAGGAAACCAUCAACGCCUUCCUCGGACACACUCCAAUGGGUUCUUAAUGGUUACUACCAGCCACCAUCAACGCCAGAAUGGGGUUCUAAUAGUCACAACCAGCCACCAUCCAAGGUGGUUUUGACUCUGCCUCAUUCAGUUGAAUCCGAGAGAAACAUAACUGAUUCAGCCACGAAGAUUCAGAGGGUUACAAGAGGGUUUCUUGUGAGGAAAACUAUUAAGAAGAUGUUGAAGAUGAAGGUGGAGUUGGAGGAGAUUAAAAAGAAGGUGAACGAUGAAGAAACCGUGAAGAUGAUAAAGGAAGUGCAAAUGGAGAGAAGAAGGAUCGAUGAAAGCCUCACGAGUUUGCUUCGUAGGUUAGAUUCUGUUAGAGUGUUUGAUUGUUCCCCUCUUAGAGAGUUUAGAAAAUCACUUAUUAAUAAAGCUAUUUUUCUUGAUGAAUUUGUUGAUCAAAUUCAAAUGGUGGUUAAGUGUGAAGAUGAAGAUGAGGAAAUAUUGAGAAGGAUGAUGGAUGAGAAUAGGGAGAUGGUAAGAAGGAUGAUGGAUGAGAAAGAGAAGCAAUCUUCAGUACUUACAUCUCUCACACAAAGAGUGGAGCAGCUUGAGGAAGCAUUCACUAGUGAUGCAUUUGAUAUGAGUUUUGCUAUCUUUUUUUUUCUAAUCUUUUUUUUGUAA